Miscanthus lutarioriparius is the source of this 381-nucleotide messenger RNA. NCBI's taxonomy places the organism in Eukaryota, Viridiplantae, Streptophyta, Magnoliopsida, Poales, Poaceae. The record is from the annotation of a GenBank genome assembly.
AUGGAGCUGGCGAUGGCGCUGGCGCCUGGCGGAGCGAAGGGCGGCGAGUGGCAUCAUGUUGUAGGCAUCGUCAUCUACUGCUCGCACUCAGCGGGGAAAUGUAAGAGCUAUUGGUUUGAGGAAGAAUAUGUGGUGUACCUUCACGAUAAUGGUGAUCUACUUGCAGCUGGGUCGACCAUCGCAGAAGCUUUGACAACUAAAGUCCCUAAGGUGGUGAGAAAAAUUGAUAGCUUAGAGAAAAAUCUGAAAAAGGUGAAGGAAAUAGUUGGCAAGAACAGGGAAGGCAUUAGAAGCUGCAUUUGCCUUGUGUGUGGAUGUGUGAAUGUAACACUAUUCUUAGUGUUGGCCAUCUUCAUGGUUGUAGCUUUUCUGUUGAAGUAG